Molecule: messenger RNA, 900 nt
Organism: Stereum hirsutum FP-91666 SS1
Lineage: Eukaryota; Fungi; Basidiomycota; Agaricomycetes; Russulales; Stereaceae
Exons: 7
Coding region: 1-900 (299 amino acids)
Source: RefSeq, a predicted model, not a curated record
AUGGCGAGUGCGAUGGCUGGUGGUCGUAGGGAGGUUCGAGCGACGGUCGUGGUCGUUGAAGAAAAAGCGCCCAGUCAGCCCACGCCCGUCCCGGAUCGGAUCGGCCCGGCCACCUCGACCCAAAGCGCUCAUCGCGUCGCCACAUCGCCACCUCCCAAAACCUUCUCAUUCUCGCUAGUCGCUGAUCACUUGGUUCGUAUGAAGUCAAUUGAAGAGGGUCAUUCUGGUGAAGAGGCUGGGGACGAGAACGUACAUAGGUGGACCCAGUCCAUCAGCCUUCGCCCGUGGUCCGAACAUAAGGGUAUCCGGGAGCCCCCACAGACAAAUGUGCGACUGAGGAUCCGGCGCGAGGAGAAGAUACCUACAGUUGUAUUGAGAGGAUUCAGAGCCAAAAUCAGAGACAUCCAGAUGAGUGAAGAACAGGCGCAGACGAAGGGUAACAAGGGGGCACCGGCAAGCGUGUGGACGUAUACAUUCGAGAUCAAAAGACGUACAGACCCAGUGCGCAGAGAUCCAGAGGAAAAGCAGCUGCGAGCCCAUACAUUCAUCGGAAGUGAAAUCGCCAGGAGCUGCGGGUACCGAGCAGGAAUACCCGGUGCGAGAACCAGCGGUAUUACUUCCGAGAGUGGCAGUGACAGCCGCACGAGGAGUAGUAGUGAAGGAGACGUAGUGAUUCGAGAGCGGGAGGACUCAGCUCAUGCCACAGGCCUCAGGAUAGAAGAGAACGCUGACGAGGAGACUCCAGGCCCGAAGGAGAGAUGCGAGGAAGGAGAUAGAUGGAGGACGAGCAGAGGGUGGGGAGGCCAGGGUGUGGAUGACGAGGAGCUGAGCGUAGACGGCGUAGAGAAAGGACGAGAAACGGCUCAGCAGCUCGGAGCCCGGCUGCGAGCAUACUACUGA